GAUAAAGAUACACUCGCAAAGUUCUCUGGACAACCACUACCAGAGCCUGUCGUGUAUUGACGUCAGAGAUUGUGAAGCAUCUCGCCCUGAGGAUCGAGACAUGAUCCUCUCGGGCAUUUCGGAUUUGGACGCCUUGAACGCAGAGCUCCAGUGGGCCAUUUUUGGCACAAGAGGGCUUCUGAGCAAGUGGGUAGACGGUCCUGGUCGUGCGGCACUGGUCGCCCGUAUUCUGAGACGAAUCGAAGGCCAAGCAGUUUUGAGCGCGGUGUAG
This is a messenger RNA of Symbiodinium sp. CCMP2456, 271 nucleotides long. Lineage: Eukaryota; Dinophyceae; Suessiales; Symbiodiniaceae. The record is from the annotation of a GenBank genome assembly.